Molecule: messenger RNA, 1127 nt
Organism: Oxyura jamaicensis (ruddy duck)
Lineage: Eukaryota; Metazoa; Chordata; Aves; Anseriformes; Anatidae
Gene: CENPO
Product: centromere protein O
Exons: 7
Coding region: 1-894 (297 amino acids)
Cellular component (GO): kinetochore; Mis6-Sim4 complex
Source: RefSeq, a predicted model, not a curated record
AUGGAGGAGAGGAAAGCGUACUCGCGGGACGGGGUGUUAGCUCACCUGGAGGUGCUGGAGGCCCAGGCUCACGAGUUGGCCCUGAAGCAAGAAGAAAAGGAGCAGCAAGAGGAGAAGCUGGCCGGGCUGAAAGGCAGGGUGCAGGAGCUGAGAGCCCAGAGGGACGAGCUGCGGGCAAAACUGGAGCUGCAGCAAAAGCGGCUUCUGGAGGAAGAAGCUGUCGAGACGGCCCCAGAGCCGCCCAGCGCUCAGGAUGUUUUGGAGUGGAAGAUAAAAAGCCUCAAGGCCCUGCUGCAGCUCUUUUACCUCACAGGGAUCAGUGGCAAGCUGACCAAGCGGGGAGCGUGCUUCUGCAUCAGCACCGCUUACGAGGGCACCUACCUGGAGUGCUACCACCUGGACGUCCUCACCAAGCCGGAGGUGCAGAUUCAACGCCACUCCGUCCCCGCCUUCAUCCCCCUGGAGCAGAUCGCCGGCAAGCACCUGCAGACGGACGUCAGGCGCUUUCUGUCCGUCCUGUCGGCUCACCUCAACGCUUACGCCGGGCGGCGGUACCAGGCGGACCGCUUGCAGGAGCGCUUCUCAGACCUCCUAGGAGGGACCUUGCAGAGGAACUCCCUGUGUAACUUGCUGCUCUUUAAUUACAACGUGACAAGGGACGGCGGGAGCUUCCUGUUCACCGCCAAGCUGCUUUACGGAGAUCCCUGCGGCAGCCUCCCUACCGAAGCCGUCGUUUCGUGCGCACCCAACGCUCCGGCGGCGCUAGCGGCAAUGGCAGCAGCUCACUCAGACGUCUUCCGCCGCGUGGCGCUGCACAAAGCCUUCGACUCGUUCAGCAGAGCUGCAGAAACCCAGGACGAAGCGCUGAGAAGUCCCCCCAGCUCUCCCCAGUAACUCUUCUCCCCUGCCUGCCGGGCGUGCUCUCGGCGUGCAAAUGCUUUCCUCCCCCUGAGGAGCACUUGGCCCGCUUUGACUCUUGAGAGCGAUGUUUGCUGGAGGCCCCUGGGUGUCUGCUGCAGCAGAUUUCACGCCAGCAGUGGCUUUGGGCGUUCUUUUUUCCUUCUCUUUGGGCACGGGACAGCUUUCCUGAUGUCCUCCCCGUGCCCUUCCGAGUUUGGGUCCGAUCU